UUACACAUUUCAAGACACAAAAAGUAAUGCUCUCAUUCGAUCACGAUUCACAUAAUAAGUAAACAACAACCUCUCUGUUCUUCAUCUUCUUCAUUUCAUUCUCUCUCAGAAACUCACAAUUCAAAAGAUGGAUCAAAACCCAACAGUAGCAGAAGAUUUAAUCAAAGUCACAAUUGAAUCAAAUGGGAUAGGAAUCAUAACAAUCAACAGACCAAAAUCAUUAAACUCAUUAACAAGAGCAAUGAUAGUUGAUUUAGCAAAAUCAGUAAAGAGAUUAAAUGAAGAUGAAUCUGUUAAAGUAAUUAUAUUAACAGGUUCAGGGAGAGCUUUUUGUUCAGGUGUUGAUUUGACUGCUGCUGAAGAUGUAUUCAAAGGUGAUGUAAAAGAUAAAGAGACUGAUCCUGUUUGUCAGAUGGAGAUUUGUAAGAAACCUAUUAUUGGUGCUAUUAAUGGAUUCUCUGUUACUGCUGGUUUUGAGAUUUCACUUGCUUGUGAUAUACUUAUUGCUUCCAGAAAUGCUAAAUUCAUGGAUACUCAUGCUAAAUUUGGGAUAUUUCCAUCAUGGGGACUUUCUCAGAAGCUUUCACGGAUGAUUGGACCAAACAGAGCUCGAGAAUAUUCAUUAACAGCAAUGCCUAUAACCGCAGACAUGGCUGAAAAAUGGGGUCUUGUGAACCACGUUGUCGAACCACACGAAUUAAUGCAGAAAACCCGAGAAGUUGCUGAAGCGAUCAUUAGAAACAAUCAGGAAUUGGUAGUUAAGUACAAAUCUGUUCUCAAUGAUGGCUUCAAAUUGGACUUGGGUCAUGGCCUUGCUCUAGAAAAGGAGAGAGGACACGAGUACUACAGUGGAAUGACAAAGGAGCAAUUCCAGAAUAUGCAGAAAUUCAUAUCAGGUCGGAACAAGCCUACUUCCAAACUGUAAUAUGUUUGAAGAAUGACUAGACCUUUUCCAUUACGUUCAGCUGUAACAAUAAAUCUCUUAGGUUCUUUAAAUAUUUGGGAAAUGAAAAGGUUUUACCAAUAAUGUUUACUGCAGCAGGAUUCUGUAUUUUCCUGUUUUAGAAAUGAUAAUGUUUUAGUAUCUUGGAAAAAACACUGUGUUUCUUGAAUGUUUAACUUUGCCAUUGUUUAUCUUACUCCUAUUCUUAAA
Molecule: messenger RNA, 1153 nt
Organism: Papaver somniferum (opium poppy)
Lineage: Eukaryota; Viridiplantae; Streptophyta; Magnoliopsida; Ranunculales; Papaveraceae
Product: probable enoyl-CoA hydratase 1, peroxisomal
Exons: 3
Coding region: 128-925 (265 amino acids)
Cellular component (GO): peroxisome
Source: RefSeq, a predicted model, not a curated record